UGUUCCCACAGUGGCAGCCCAGGACAGCGGGGGCCACAACCCUGCUGUCGGCCGGGUGCAGCGCGAGGGCCGCCGAACGCAGCCCUGGGGUCUGCCCCGGCCAUGGCCAGGGAGAAGUCGCCCGGGAGGAGCUGCAGCUCACUGAGCCGGUGUCUGCUGGGCGCCGCGCUGCUAGUGGGCCUGCGGCUCGGCGCGGAGCUGCGGCGCGCCGGGCCCCGACCUCCAGCCCGCAGCGCCCCGCCGAAUCCCGCCCCUCCGCUGCCCGCGGCACACCUGCGGCCCGCGCCUGGCCCGCCGCGUGGCGCCAGCAGGAGGCAGGUGACCUACGUGCGCAGCGGGCGCCGAGCGCCGCCGCGGGGCGGCGGGAGCGGUACGCCGGAGCCGGGCUGCUGCGCCCCGCGCGGACGUCCCCGCUGGAAGGGUCCCCGGUGGCACAUAGACCUCCAGCCUUGGGCAGGCCCUGCCCAGUCCCUGGAUGAAGAAGCCUUGAGGUUCCUGAGAUAUAUCAGCACCACCCAGAUUGCAUGUGAUCACAUGAGCACAGACCACCUGGCCACCAACGCCAGCCCUGCGAAGAAGCCCUGGUCGGUUUGUCUUGAUGACAGGUUUGGCUUAGCUCAUCAAAUCCGCAACAAGCGGUGCCGUCUCUACUCUUUAGGGCUGGGAAGUGAUGAUACCCAUUUUGAGGUCAGCAUGGCCAACAACGGGUGUGAAGUGCAUCGUUUCGACCCUAGUGUUAAAUCGGCUCACAUUCUGGAGAGUCAGCACCUUUGGUAUCACCGCUUGUCCAUCAACUGGCGCGACCCCCAUCCAGCUGUUGCUGCCCAGAAACUACACAGCAACACCAGAAAAUUGGGAACUAUUUUGAAUGAAUUUGGGCAUCACAAGAUUGAUGUUCUCAAAGCAGAUCUGGAAAGUGCAGAAUGGAAAGUUUUGGAAAAUCUUAUUUUGGAAGAUGUCCUUGAGCAAAUCGGACAGCUCAUCUUCGAGAUCCAUCUCCACUGGCCCGGGUUUGAGGUCAGUGGCAGUGACAGCAGUGUAGUGCGGUUCUGGUACAGCCUCCUCAAAGAGCUGGAACUAAAGGAUUUCAGGCUUUUUCACAGUUACAAAGAUUUAUCUAAACCUCAGCUAUUCCUGAAGAAAGACAUUUUCAAUGCAAGUAGCUGUUACACUCUCAGUUGGGUGAAUACAAGGUGGAAAUAGGCUGCAGGACCUCAUCAAGAACUCGAGGAAAUAUUUACAGAAUGGAGUACGUCCAUGAUUCUAGCUACUGUUUUACGUGUACAGUCUCCCACUAGGCUGUUGCCUGCUUGAGGCAGACAUGGUCAUUGCCUCUGUGGUGCGGACAGCCGGGUGCCCGCCACGUGGCCAGGGUGCAUUAAUGCGUUAAGGCGAGGGUGGACACGGAGUCAGCCCUCAUCCGCCCAUACCCGGGCUCUGUGCUGUGUGCCUCCGACAGAGUGGGGAUGCCCGUCUUCCUUCGCUUCGAUUUGGAAGAUGAUCCUCCGCUUACCUCAGUUUUCUCUAAAAUUCAUUAUGUAUCAAUAAUCCAUGAAUUCACCAACAUAAAAAGGAAAUUACACAAAUUUUCCUUUUUUAUGGGGUUGAUGAGAUUCUUAAGUUUGCAGACCACUGUUUAAAGUAGGAUCUUCCAUUUGACUUGAACUCACCUCUUUCAUGUUCACCUUGUUCACCUGGUGAUAACAUUCUGCCCACCUUGUAGAUUUCAGUCACUCCUCCUCAGCCUUUGCUGAGGCCAUGCCAGGGUUUUAUAAAACCCACGGAUCCUAGUAUCUGGGAACUGAGGUGCACCAAGUUCUCUCACUGAGCUUAGGAGUAGACUAUCAAGAGCUGCGCCUCGGCGUCCUUUUCCUGGGAGCCUUAAGUCCCCUUCUGCGCCUAUGAACUAAGCACAUAGGAGAAUUUGAGUCCCUAUUGCUGCCUCUUCUGACUUCAAACCUGAUUUCUCAACCACAGAUUUGCCUAUGCUGUCGAUUCUUCCCCCCCAAAUAUAUUAUCUCAAAGAGUAAGUGAGUGUUUCUUUACUGCCAGUUGGUAUGUGGUGGUCUGAGGGCCAGAGUUUCUUUCCUGGGGUGGUUACACAGUGUUUCCGUAGUGCCAAUCCUUUUCACUUUUUAAAAACAUAUUAAGCAGAAAAUUAAGGUUCUCAAUCGUUCAAAUAAUCUUUUUCAUUUUUAUUUGCCAGAUUAGACAUUUACCCCUAUGAAUAAUUUUCAAAUAACUAUUUCAAAUAAAUUAAUUAAAUACUGUACUUUUCAGACUCUAAGAUGCACCUAGGUUUUAGAGGAGGGAAAUAGGGAAAAAAAA
Messenger RNA from Phyllostomus hastatus (greater spear-nosed bat), 2328 nucleotides. RefSeq names its product methyltransferase like 24 (gene METTL24). The record is from RefSeq and is a predicted model, not a curated record. Bases 103 to 1203 code for a protein of 366 amino acids. Lineage: Eukaryota; Metazoa; Chordata; Mammalia; Chiroptera; Phyllostomidae. The transcript is spliced from 5 exons.